This is a messenger RNA of Ilex paraguariensis (yerba mate), 408 nucleotides long. The record is from the annotation of a GenBank genome assembly. Lineage: Eukaryota; Viridiplantae; Streptophyta; Magnoliopsida; Aquifoliales; Aquifoliaceae.
AUGGAUUUGGGGGAAUUGUGGGCCAUUUUCGGACCAGGAGUCGCAGGCGCAGUCUUCGGCGCCGGUUGGUGGUUUUGGGUUGACGCCGUUGUUUGCAGCUCUGUCAGUGUCUCCUUCCUCCAUUACCUCCCCGGUAUCUUUGCAUCUUUGGCUGCUUUGAUGUUCAACUGCGUUAGAAGGGAGGACAUUGACUACUCUCCAUAUGAGGACGGCGAGUGGAGAUUGAAGCUUUGGCUUUUUGUUGCUUAUGUUGUAUCGUUUGUCUCUUUGGCGGCUUCAGUGGGUCUAUUGAUACAAGAUGCACUUGUCACAACCGGCCCUUCAGCAUGGACUGGAGUUGCUGGCAUCUUGCAGUGUGUGUUUAUAUUGAUCAGUGGGCUGAUAUAUUGGACUUCUCAUUCAGAGUAA